Molecule: messenger RNA, 2107 nt
Organism: Caenorhabditis elegans
Lineage: Eukaryota; Metazoa; Nematoda; Chromadorea; Rhabditida; Rhabditidae
Gene: egl-44
Product: Transcription enhancer factor-like protein egl-44
Exons: 10
Coding region: 45-1505 (486 amino acids)
Biological process (GO): regulation of DNA-templated transcription; hippo signaling
Cellular component (GO): nucleus
Molecular function (GO): DNA-binding transcription factor activity
Source: RefSeq, marked reviewed
GACUACCGUAUUCCCUCGCGUACCCAGUUCUUAUUUCAAAGAUUAUGAACUCAAUGUUUUGUUCAGAGUUGCAACAAGCGCUGCCGCAGAUGUCGGAAGACGUAGCAGUCACGGCGCAAACAAUUCUCAAUGGAACCCCGCCCCAUAAUCAUUUUCGAAAAGAGUGGCUCGCUGGAGCAGCAGGAACGACAACGCCCACGACGACCUCUGGCGGACAAAUGAUGACGCUCUCCCCUCCCGCCGGUGACGGACCAGGUUCCGCUGGCUCAAUGGCUCCCGAAUCGACUUCUUCCCUUUCCGACUUGUCUGGUGACGCGGAAGGUGUGUGGAGUAUAGACAUUGAUCAAGCAUUUCAAGAAGCGUUAGCCAUCUAUCCACCUUGUGGACGAAGGAAAAUUAUCAUCAGUGACGAAGGGAAAAUGUAUGGAAGGAACGAACUAAUCGCUAGGUAUAUCAAAUUGCGAUGUGGAAAAACGAGGACUCGGAAACAAGUGUCAUCACAUAUUCAAGUACUUGCUAGGAAAAAGCUCAGAGACGAACAAGCAAAAAAGAAGGGUGAUAUUCCCAGUCUUCUUCAACAAGCUUCACCUCCAGGAGGAGUUAAAUCUCCAUCAGCUGUAGUAUUUCCGCCUGUUUCCGCAGCUGUCGCUGCAAUCACUGAAAUUUCUCCACAAAGUAGCUACUCAUCAAUUGUGCCAAAAGUGGAAACCGAUCAAAUCUCCCAACAACUAUUUAAAUCUCUUCCUUUGUGGUCAUUCCAACAAACUCCUGGAUUACCUAUCGGAAUGGAUCUAUCACAACUUGUUUUCCAACAAUCCUCUCCCGACAAAACAGUUUCACCUGUGAAAUCAGAAGUUGUAGAAGAAACGAAACCAAUCGCUUCUUCACAAUUAACACUUCACAGCUUCUCCGCAUAUGUCAAAUGUAAUAAGACAAGUUUAAGGACAGAACUCGUGAAGAUUGAGAAUACACUGGAAAAAGAUGAUAUUGACAUUUCUGUAUUUUACGAAAAAUAUCCGAAAUUACUUCGAGAAUUGUUCGAGAAAUCCGAGAAAAAGGAUGUCUUCUUCCUUGCAAAGUGUUGGGCAAAUAUUAAUGUUUCGGAUGAUGUACAAAACUGUCAAUACGCAGUCGACUCGUUCUACUCAAGUCGUGAAAAAUUCCAAUUAAAGGUCUCAACAAUGGCUUGCUCAUUUGGAAACCAGGCAGUUGAAAAAAUAGAGCAAUACUUCCCAAUCGAAUUCGAUGGAUCAUAUUCGUUCAUAUUGAACAACUCCCCAAUGUGUGACUAUAUGGUUAAGUUCAUUGCCGAGCUGAAGAAGCUGAAUGUAAUAGAAACAAUGAACAACGUGCUGGAGAAUUUUACAGUUUUACAGAUUGUCACAAACAGCGAAACUGAUGAAUUAUUAAUGGUUCUCUGUUUUGUAUUUGAAGUAUCACAAGAACCAGAGCCAUCAUGUUCUGUCUACAGGCUAAUCGAUGGAGGAGGCGAUUCUGAUGAAUGAAUUUUGAAAAAUCUCUUCCCACACUGCCAUAUUUUUUGUUUUUUUCUUAAUUUAUACACUCAUUCAUUCCUUUUCUUCGUUUUCUCCUUCUCUUCAAAAAUCGGUCACACGAAUUCAUUUGAAUUUCAUUUGAAAAAUAAUAAUAAUAUGUUCCAGUCAUUCCCAUUUUCUUAUUUUCUCCAUGUUUACCUGAAUACUCAAAACCCAAUUUCCCGUGAUUUAUUUUUGUACUUUUUUUCGUCUCAUCAUGUGCAACCAGAAGAAAACUCGUCGAGCUUCUCAUAUUUCUUGGAAAUUCACAGAAUCCAUCAAAAAGUCUACAGUGUCUAGUACGAGUUGUUCUUUAAUUUCUAAUCCCUCACAUUCAUCCCCACACUUCUCCCUUUCAGAUUCAGUUCCCCCCAAUACUUGCAACCUCUUCUCCACACCUUCCACAAAAUCUCAAUUCUCGAUUUUUUCAACCCAAGUUUCCGAUUUGAUUCAGUUCUGUUAGGCUCUUAGGUGUGUUUUGUUUCAUUUUCUGUAUUCUAUUUUUGGACUUGUUUUCCCUUUAAUUAUCAGUUAUUGAAAAAAUGCAUCAGAUACCUAAACUUUUCAAUUUU